AUGAAACCAGCUGACAACAAGGUCGUCAACGGUUUCCCGCAGUUCAAGAACGAGAUCCUUAGCGCGACCUCUGGCACGAGCCCGACGCCAGCGACCGUCCCGAAGGUUCUGCGCGCCCGCUUUGACCUCAUCAGACGUCAUCUGAUGGCCAUUCCACAGCAGACGAAGUUCUGGAAAGACAGCCAUGCGCAAGUCUCGGCCGAUGACCUGUUCGAGAUCUUUUGCGCCGGCCUCGAUGUCAACCAUCUCAAAAUUCUCGUUGCCGACCAAGCCCCCACCGCUGAGCAGCUCUGGGACCUCUUCCAGUCCGCCGAAGGAGACGUCCGUUGGGGCGUCUAUGCCAAGAUCUUGAUGUGGCCCAACGACCACCACUACCUCUACAUCGGCUCGGCCGGUGGUUUCCCCAUCAUCUUCUCAGACGGGUCCAGUAACCCAGGCUUUUUUGAGAAUAUGGCCUACAAGACGGAGGGCCACUAUUGGGACGUGAAGCCUCUUUGGGGACUGGACGUCUCAGGGCUUGGUUACUCUCGCAAUGGCAUGACCUCUGCUGCGCGGGCCAUGACCCAUUGGGCGGAGGCGCUGCUCAUGGCAUGGCUGGACACUGCCAAAAGCCCCACCAAGCUCGUCUGGUCCGAAGGCGCACCCUAUCGUGGAACCAACCUCCGUUCUCCUGUCGUCGAAAUGAUUUAUGGCGUCUCCAGCUACACUCCAGAGGAACGGUACCAGCGUCAAACCGCAGGCAUGAAGGCCUACCGCGAGGCCAACCGGCAGUUGAUUCGAGGCCGCCAGAACGCUCGUAUGCACGGCAGUGAGGAGAAAAUGCAGGCCAAUUGCGACAAGGCUGCAGACUACUACAAGGAGAACGGCGACGAGAUCAAUCGCAAGAAGCGCGAAGCACGGGCUAGCCGAAGCGACGAGCAAAUUGCCGCCGACUCGGCAAAGCAACUCGCACAGGUUGCCAAGCUCAAGGAACGUAACAAGGCGGAAGGAAUAGCCCCGGAGCCAGCAAAGGUCGUCUCGCCGAACACAAAGGCGAGGCUAAAGGCGUACAAGGCCCAGUGGUAUCAAGAGAACAAGGAACGCAUUGUGGAUGACCGCAAGGCAAAGGCCAACGCCAAUGCCACAGAUCCAUUACAGGAGCAAACUGUCCACUCGGCACAUGCUCUCAACGCCGCCGCCACUCUCAUGGCAGCUUCUAGCCACCCCCAGGACCCACUGGCCCUGGCACUCACCCAAAAGGCUGCUCUGAUUUGCCUUCCCCCGGAUCCCGACGAGGACUCCCAAGACCCCCAACAUCUUCCUACGGCAUCCCUCCCCGGAAAUCUUGCCGCGCCAGCUGUUGUCAGGCAGCGUGCUCAGAUGAGGGCUGCCGACGGUACUGCUCUUGGGCUUAACCUGUUGGAGGCCUUCAAGGAGCUUGGCGAAGGCCCGUACUCGUCCCUUCUUCAAAAGUGCCCUCUCAAGAUCUGCAAAGCGGGCCCCUUUGAAAACUCCGUGCAGCUCGCCACGCACAUUUACACACACCGUGGACCCACCUGCCACAUCGAGGGUCCCGACGGUUCCACUUGCGGCGCUCGACUCGAUAACAACAAUACGGCGAUUCGUCACAAUGAGGCGCAGCAUGCCCUGCUGUCGCUCCUUACCUCUACGUCACUUCCGCAGUCGACCUGGUAUUGUCGACUUUGCAAAGCUUGGAUGCUCACGUACCAUGACAUUACCAUCCAUCUCAGCCCCCACAUCGACCAGAUCGUCUCGGCAAUGUCCGUCGACCCGCGCGUGAUGGCUUUUGACCACGACAAUCAAGCUAUAAACAGGGCAAUGGCCUAA
Molecule: messenger RNA, 1827 nt
Organism: Apiotrichum porosum
Lineage: Eukaryota; Fungi; Basidiomycota; Tremellomycetes; Trichosporonales; Trichosporonaceae
Exons: 3
Coding region: 1-1827 (608 amino acids)
Source: RefSeq, a predicted model, not a curated record